Alternaria infectoria is the source of this 189-nucleotide messenger RNA. RefSeq lists its product as uncharacterized. The record is from RefSeq and is a predicted model, not a curated record. The coding region runs from base 1 to 189 and encodes 62 amino acids. The transcript is spliced from 2 exons. Lineage: Eukaryota; Fungi; Ascomycota; Dothideomycetes; Pleosporales; Pleosporaceae.
AUGGUCAUGGAGAAUAUCAUGUCCGAGCACCGCCGCCACAAACAAGAUCACGAUGACUGGGACCUGAUCGUGGAUGCUGCACUCGCGGCAGGCAACCUUGGCAACAAAGGAGUGGAUGUCGAGGAUCUGAAAGAGGCUCUCUUCCCUCCUCAGAACUACUCUGAUCGAUACAUGAGCGCCCCUGGCUGA